GAGCAAAUAUAUUUUUUUUUAUUUCAAAAAAAGUCCAUACACCAAAAAACCUAAAGUUCCCCUUCUUUCAUCACUCUUUAUUUCACUCUCUCUCUAUACUUCACCUAUGUGACCCUUCUCUCCCAAAUAGAGAGAGAGAGAGAGAGAAAGUGAGCGAAAAAGUGUACUGCAACGCACGUCGCUACUGAGCAACCCCAUGGAUUCUUCUUUCUCUACCAUUAAGCAAAGUACCCAAAAAGCCUAAUAAAGAGAAAACUCCAUUUCAGAUUUUACCUGUGGCGGACCGUAGAAGAACCCUAAGGGGACAAUUUUACACUGUAAAAAUGUUCUGGGUCACCAAGUUUUCUGGAUUUUUCGCCGCUGCAAUGGUAAUGAUUGUGUUAUCCCCUUCUUUACAAUCGUUUCCACCUGCUGAAGCUAUUAGAUCUUCACACCUUGAAUCCUAUCUCAGAUUUCCCAGUCAAGUUACCAACAAUAUACCGCUUAAUCGCUUCUCAUUUCGUAAAGCCCCUUUAUUCAGAAAUGCCGAUGAAUGUGCUAGUAAUAACAAAAGAAUAUGUGAUCCUUCGCUUGUUCAUGUUGCUAUUACUCUUGAUGUUGAGUAUCUUCGUGGUUCAAUUGCUGCUGUUCAUUCAAUUUUACACCAUUCUAGAUGUCCGGAGAGUGUGUUCUUCCACUUUCUCGUUUCCGAAACCAACCUCGAAACCGUAGUUCGAUCCACUUUCCCGGAGUUGAAAUUCAAGAUAUAUUACUUCAACCCUGAACGUGUGAGGAAAAUCAUCUCCACUUCUGUUCGGCAAGCCCUUGAACAGCCGUUAAACUACGCGAGAAAUUACCUGGCUGAUCUACUGGAGCCCUGUGUUAAUCGCGUUAUCUAUUUAGAUUCCGAUAUUGUAGUUGUCGAUGACAUUGCCAAACUAUGGCGUACAAAUUUGGGCAAAAAAACAAUCGGAGCACCGGAGUACUGUCACGCCAAUUUCACCAAGUACUUUACGAAAUCGUUUUGGUCAGAACCUAGAUUUUCCGGGACAUUCUCCGGGCGGAACGCGUGUUACUUCAACACAGGGGUAAUGGUAAUAGAUCUGCAGAAAUGGAGACGGGUCGGGUACACGAAACGGAUAGAGAAAUGGAUGGACAUACAAAAAGUUAAUCGGAUCUAUGAACUCGGGUCAUUGCCGCCCUAUCUAUUGGUCUUCGCCGGACACGUGGCACCCAUUGAGCACCGGUGGAACCAGCACGGUUUAGGCGGCGACAAUGUAAGGGGAAGUUGCCGGGAUUUACAUCCCGGUCCGGUUAGUUUACUUCAUUGGUCCGGUUCAGGUAAACCGUGGAUUCGGCUCGAUUCAAAAAAACCAUGUCCACUUGAUUCACUAUGGGCACCGUACGAUUUGUAUGGAUUUUCAUCGGUUGUCCUUUCACAUCAAAGUUGGCUAAGGACUAGGAAAACAGUAGUAAGGUACUGUAAAAAGAGGGGUGUCAUUCACAUUAUAAAAUCAAAAGGAGAGAGACCUAUUGCUGUAUUUGGCAGUUUUUGCAGUGGUGAGGACUGGUGGGUAUGUAGGGAGAAAGAAUCCAAGGAAACCGUGAUGUUACAACUUAUUAGGUGCCCAAUUGCACGGAUUUCUUUUGAUACAAAGAUCUAACACCCCUUUUAUUUCUUGUGAAACUCCCAUCUUUCCCCCUCAACUUUGCCUCCUCUAAUUACCUUCACUUUUUUUUCUUCUUUAAUAAGUAUUUGUUCAGAUUAGCUUCCACGCGCUUUAAAUAAUGGAAAAUAUAGCUAAAGUAGCAUACUUAAAUAUUAAAUUACAAAAAAUAAUAAUACUUUUAUCAAAUUACAUUUUGUAGCAUAUGUAUUUGUAAUAACAGUUUGCAAAAAUGCAAAAUACAUAUUGUUCAUAUUUGCCGUAAAAAUUAUAUGUAUUUGUAUUUUUGUAGCAACAGUUUGCAAAAAUAUAAAAUACAAUUUGCUAUAUUAUGUAAUUAUGAAACUGUUGCUAUGAAACUCAUAAUUAAAUGGAUAAGUAUGUUAUUUCUGAAUUUUGCCCAAUAAUAAUUUUAUUGGAUACUUCAUACCUUCUGCCGCAUAGGUAUCAAGUAAUUUUAUUAGUCAAAACUCGAGACAAAUAGGAAGGAGUUGGUGUUGUCUCUGCUUAAAAUUUUAACACGAGAAUUGAGAUCUCAUGAUUUUCAAUUUACUUCAUUGAUCAUUAGGUAUACAUUUAUUAAUUAUUGAACAAAAAUAACGUAUGAUAUCUGCAAAUAAAGGCAGAAUAUGUGGACGAUCUCUUGUCAAUAAAUUUUAUUUCAACACCCAAUUUAUGAUUUGUUUUGAUUGAGUAUUCGAAUCCCCUCAAAUUUGGAACAAGUAUCGCGCUUGUAUUCAAGCAUUUAUUAUCUAAAUAAGUUAAAUCCUAUAAAAGAUGUCAUUUUCGUUAGUUAUGGACAUUAGAAUCAAUUAUUGAGGCAUAGCUGGAAUUUCUUCAAAUUUCAUGAUUAGUUUUACAAAGGCGUAUAAGCUUUUGGCAAGAUUAUAUGUUUCCGAUAAACAUCAAAUUAGUGUCGGUAUGACAACAACAAAUAUUAAGUGAUAAUUAUAACUAUAUUUAGCAUAUGAUGAUACAACAAGUGGUUUGUCUAAAAUACUUAGCUAAAUAAAGAAAAAAGGAGGGUGAGCUGUGACUUUGAUGUGGCAUCUAA
Molecule: messenger RNA, 2700 nt
Organism: Capsicum annuum
Lineage: Eukaryota; Viridiplantae; Streptophyta; Magnoliopsida; Solanales; Solanaceae
Product: probable galacturonosyltransferase-like 7
Exons: 2
Coding region: 324-1643 (439 amino acids)
Cellular component (GO): Golgi apparatus
Molecular function (GO): glycosyltransferase activity
Source: RefSeq, a predicted model, not a curated record